Aspergillus uvarum CBS 121591 is the source of this 1956-nucleotide messenger RNA. Its product is annotated as Zn(II)2Cys6 transcription factor. Bases 1 to 1956 code for a protein of 651 amino acids. NCBI's taxonomy places the organism in Eukaryota, Fungi, Ascomycota, Eurotiomycetes, Eurotiales, Aspergillaceae. The record is from RefSeq and is a predicted model, not a curated record. Gene Ontology annotation, molecular function: DNA binding; DNA-binding transcription factor activity, RNA polymerase II-specific; zinc ion binding. Gene Ontology annotation, biological process: regulation of DNA-templated transcription; DNA-templated transcription. The transcript is spliced from 8 exons.
AUGACCUCCCGUCAGCGCGUAUCAAUAGCAUGUCAAGCAUGUCGAAAGAGACGUGUCAAAUGCGAUGGAGCGAAGCCAUCGUGUUCUAGAUGCGCUAGACUUACGGAAUCCUGCGAAUACCUACACUCCGAGGAAAAGCGCAAACCACCAAGCAAGCGCUACAUCCAAUCCUUACUUUCGCGCAUAGAAAGCCUAGAACGACAAGUCGCACAGUACGAAGGACGAGAAACGCCCUCCCGGGCCUCCGCUCCACUUCAACCACAAAACCAUCAUUCGCCCAACGGCUCCAUCCCGCAAGACUCGGUCCAGGAACUCGUCGACCUCUGCGGCGGGUUGAGUCUCGGGGAAGGCGAGGAACUGCGCUUCUUCGACUCGCGCAGCAAUCUCGCCUUGGUGUCCGAGCAGCUCGAUGAACGGUGCCACGACCACCUGCUGAAGUUCUCCGCCGAUCGAACGCAGCGGCCCGGCGUCGGGGAGAUCGACGUAGACCCCGCGAUCCAGAAGACGCUGUUAGAUCUCUUCUGGCGGUGGCAGAAUCCCUGGCAGUAUCUGUUGCAUGAAAGCGCCUGGCGUCGGAGCUAUGAACGCCGGGAUAAUGAUUACUGUACCCCGACCCUGCUGUAUGCGAUGCUGGCGGUGGCGGCGCGUUACUCGGAUGAGCCCACGCUUUCUCACGAUUUCGGCAAGUAUACGGCGGGAAUUACCUUUGCUGCUGAGGCAAAGCAGCUUAUCUUUGAAGAGAUUGAGGCGCCCCGGGUGGCGACGGUGGUAGCCGCUGUGUUGAUCUCGGUGGCGGAGUUGGCGUUGGAUAUCGAGCCGGCUGGGUGGACGUAUAUUGGAAUGGCUGUGCGAAUGGCAUAUACCUUGGGUCUUCACACGGAUUCUCGUCCGUGGGUGGAAUCUGGUCGUCUUACGGCCGAAGAUGCGGAGAUUCGGUCGGUUGCUUGGUGGGGGUGCUAUUUGAUUGAGAAGUUUUACAGCCUUGCGUUAGGUCGGCCGAGCGCAUGCAUCGACCGGGACAUUCACGCCCCUUUACCCACCAUCUUACCUGUUGUCGAAUUCAAGGGCCUGGAAGAAUCCUUGAAGCCAUCAACAGCUCAGCAUCUGCCUAUCGGCUACUCCAUCACAAAUUUCCGGUAUAUAUGCGAAAUGCUCAGGCUGGUCACUGGUCCCUUGGACGAAAUCUACUCACUCAGCCCGAAGAUCACACGAGAGAACAAAGCGGAUAUCGUCUUGAAGGCCUCGAUAGCGCUAUCGGCGUUCUACGAUCGGAUCCCAAGUGUCAUUCGACUCCCGUCCUCUGGCUUGGGUGGUCCCUUGGCCGUGCAUAUCUAUUACCUCCAUAUCCAUUACCACGGCCUGAACAUCCUCCUCCAUCGUCCGUUCAUCUCACGACAGGCAACCUCCCCACAGACCGAUGAUCAAAAGGGCGCCGAUUCCUCGCAUCUCGAAGAAUGCACCCGAUCCGCCGAAGCAUUGACGGCGAUAUUGAAAGAAGUUGAAAGGCAUUAUGCCCUGAGAACCGCCACCAUCUCCAUCAUUCACCCCUGCCUCACCGCAGGCCUCAUUCACCUGUGCAAUUGGACCCUCCCGAGUCCCGGCGUGAAGACCCGAGCAAAGAAGCACUUCCUGUACAUCAUGCACGGCCUUUACCAGAUGAGUACUGCGUGGGUGUGGGCGCUCCGCGCGAUCCGGUUACUGAAGUUAGUCGCGUGUCGUUGGCUACCAUCGAAAGAGUUUGCGGGGUUGAUGGCGAAUGAGCUGGCAUAUUUGGCGAGAGAGGAUGGGGCUGAGGAUGUGGUUCCAGUACUGCGGGGAAUACCAGACGCGGUGGGUUAUGAUCCCUGGGCUGAGCCCUUGUGGUCCGAAGGGGACUGGGCACGGUCGGGGCUGUUGUUCGAUCUUGAUCUGUGGGAGAGUGAGAAUUUGCUUCCGGGGGUGAGCGGGCAGACUUGA